Molecule: messenger RNA, 2461 nt
Organism: Polyodon spathula (Mississippi paddlefish)
Lineage: Eukaryota; Metazoa; Chordata; Actinopteri; Acipenseriformes; Polyodontidae
Product: cullin-4A-like
Exons: 20
Coding region: 1-2277 (758 amino acids)
Biological process (GO): protein ubiquitination; ubiquitin-dependent protein catabolic process; DNA damage response
Cellular component (GO): Cul4A-RING E3 ubiquitin ligase complex
Molecular function (GO): ubiquitin protein ligase binding
Source: RefSeq, a predicted model, not a curated record
AUGAUGUCAGAAGAGACUGGGCAGAAAAACAACAAUAAAGCUAACUUCCCUGCUCUAGCAGAGCACACGAACGGGCUUACAAAACCAUCUGCCCUAGUCACCAAACCUGGGACAUCUAAGAAAUUAGUUAUAAAAAAUUUUAAAGAUAGACCAAGGCUCUCGGACAAUUACACUCAGGAUACAUGGAAAAAACUUCAGGAGGCAGUGGGAGCCAUACAGAAUAGCACCUCGAUUAAAUACAAUCUGGAAGAGCUGUACCAGGCAGUGGAAAACCUUUGUUCCUAUAAGGUAUCUGCUACGCUGUACAAACAGCUAAGACAAGUCUGUGAAGAUCAUGUCAAAGCGCAGAUACAUCAGUUCAGAGAAGAUUCUUUGGACAAUGUUUUAUUUCUUAAAAAGAUGAAUAAAUGUUGGCAGGAUCACUGUAGACAAAUGAUAAUGAUAAGAAGCAUUUUCUUAUUUUUGGAUCGAACAUACGUCCUGCAGAAUUCAAUGCUGCCCUCUAUUUGGGACACGGGUCUGGAGUUGUUCAGAAGCCAUAUAAUCAGUGAUAAGGUGGUCCAGAGUAAAACUGUUGACGGCAUUCUUCAGCUGAUUGAGAGAGAACGGAACGGGGAGGCUGUAGACAGAAGCUUGUUACGCAGUUUGCUAACUAUGCUUUCCGAUCUGCAGGUGUAUAAGGAUUCUUUUGAACAGAAGUUUUUGAAAGAGACUCAUCGUUUAUAUGCAGCUGAGGGUCAAAGCCUGAUGCAAGAGAGAGAGGUACCAGAAUAUCUUCACCAUGUCAACAAACGACUAGAAGAGGAGACGGAUAGAGUAAUAACAUACUUGGAUCAGAGCACACAGAAACAGCUAAUACUCACUGUGGAGAAGCAGUUACUCGGAGAACACCUAACAGCCAUCCUUCAGAAAGGGCUUCAUCACCUGCUGGAUGGAAACAGGAUAACUGAGCUCACCCUCCUGUACCAGCUCUUCAGCAGGGUCAAAGGAGGACUGCAGGUGCUUUUGCAACACUGGAGCGAAUACAUUAAGACCUUUGGAAGUGCACUAGUGAUGAUGCCUGAGAAAGAUAAAGACAUGGUUCAGGAGCUGUUAGACUUCAAGGAUAAAACAGACCAGAUCACUGAGGCCUGCUUCCAGAAAAAUGAAAAGUUUAUCAAUUCUAUGAAGGAAUCCUUUGAGACGUAUAUAAACAAGAGGCCCAACAAGCCUGCAGAACUAAUAGCAAAGUAUGUUGAUUCCAAAUUACGUGCUGGAAAUAAAGAAGCAACAGAUGAAGAGCUGGAGAGAAUACUGGAUAAGAUAAUGAUCAUCUUCAGGUUUAUCCACGGUAAAGAUGUGUUUGAGGCAUUUUACAAGAAAGAUCUUGCCAAGAGGCUACUGGUUGGGAAGAGUGCUUCAGUAGAUGCUGAGAAGUCAAUGCUGUCCAAACUGAAACAUGAAUGCGGAGCAGCAUUUACCAGCAAACUAGAGGGGAUGUUUAAAGACAUGGAGCUAUCGAAAGAUGUCAUGAUUCAAUUCAAACAGUUCAUGCAGAAUCAAAGUGACCCGGGCAACAUAGAACUCACAGUUAAUAUCCUCACGAUGGGGUACUGGCCUACGUAUAUACCCAUGGAGGUGCACCUUCCUCCUGAGAUGGUGAAACUUCAAGAAGUAUUCAAGAUGUUUUACCUUGGCAAGCACAGUGGCAGAAAGCUGCAGUGGCAGCCCACACUUGGACAUGCUGUUCUCAAGUCAGAGUUUAAGGAGGGUAAGAAGGAGCUUCAGGUGUCCCUCUUCCAGACCCUUGUCCUUCUCAUGUUCAACGAAGGAGAGGAGUUCACCUUUGAUGAGAUUAAAACAGCUACUGGAAUAGAGGAUGGUGAGCUGAGAAGAACUCUACAAUCUCUUGCCUGUGGAAAAGCUCGAGUUCUCAUUAAAAACCCCAAAGGAAAAGAUGUGGAAGAUGGGGAUAAAUUCUUAUUUCAUGCUGACUUCAGGCACAAGUUAUUCAGGAUAAAGAUAAACCAGAUACAAAUGAAAGAAACGAUUGAGGAGCAAGUGAGCACAACGGAGAGGGUGUUUCAAGACAGACAGUACCAGAUAGACGCUGCCAUUGUCCGCAUCAUGAAGAUGAGGAAAACUCUGAGCCACAACCUUCUUGUGUCUGAGCUCUACAAUCAACUCAAAUUCCCAGUCAAGCCUGGAGACUUGAAGAAGAGAAUUGAAUCCCUCAUUGACAGAGACUACAUGGAGAGAGACAAGGACACUCCCAACCAGUACCAUUAUGUGGCAUAAAUCUCCCUCCGGCAGCACUUCUCACCUCUCCUGCAGAGCAUUGGCAAAACAAAAAGGACUGAGCUGCUUCAGCUUUGCUGCCAGCACAUGUCAAAGCUCGGGAUAACCCAACAGUGGCAUGAACUGCGGGGAAGACAAAAAAUGGUUUAGCUCACCAUCACUGUUUGAGUUUUGAUAUAAUUUC